Peromyscus eremicus (cactus mouse) is the source of this 2510-nucleotide messenger RNA. Its product is annotated as oocyte zinc finger protein XlCOF6-like. NCBI's taxonomy places the organism in Eukaryota, Metazoa, Chordata, Mammalia, Rodentia, Cricetidae. Gene Ontology annotation, biological process: regulation of transcription by RNA polymerase II. Gene Ontology annotation, molecular function: RNA polymerase II cis-regulatory region sequence-specific DNA binding; DNA-binding transcription factor activity. The record is from RefSeq and is a predicted model, not a curated record.
UACCUUGAUGUGCAAUUUCAACAAGAAUUCCAGUCAUUGUUUCUGACAGAUAAACUCAGAGAACAACAACAAGAAAAAUGAAUACUUCUGUGACUAAUGAUCCCCAGGGUCUGUUAUCAUUCAGGGAUGUGGCUGUUGACAUCUCCCAGGAAGAAUGGGAAUGUCUAGACUGUGCUCAGAGGACUUUGUACAUGGAUGUGAUGCUGGAGAAUUACAACAAUCUACUCUUUGUGGAGAACCAUCGCAUAUGUGGUAAAUAUGAGAAGGUCUGGCAUCAAGUCACAAAGCAUUUCAUCCAUGAUCAUGAAAACAUCAAAGAGAAGUCUUAUAAAUGUAAUGAGCUUGGCAAAAUGAUUCAUGAAUUCUGCCAGUGUAGACCUUGGGACACAAGUGAUACUACAGAAAAUAACAAGUAUAGAGUUGGUAACCACAGAGAUGCCUCUGUUGAAGCCUUAAACCUUAACAGACACAAAAGUGGGAAUGCUAGAGAAGAACCUUGCAAAUAUACAGACUGUGUAAACUGUUUAAAUUUGUGUUCCAUCAUUAGCCAAAAUCAAAGAAAUCAUACAGGAAAGGAAGAACACAAAAAUAUGGAGUAUGAUACAUCUUUUGACUCUAAUACAGAAAUCAUACUGAAACAAACUGAUAGUGGGAAGAAACCACACCAAUGCAGAAAAUGUGGAAAAUACCUCAAGACUCACUCAAGCCUCAUUAGACAUCAGAGAGCCCAUCCUAGAGAGAAACCCUAUAGAUGUAUAAAAUGUAGUAAACGCUUUCUGUAUUUUUCACAAUUCAAAGUACAUUACAUAAUCCAUGUUAGAGAAAAACCCUAUACAUGUACAGAACGUGGUAAGUGCUUUUGUCACACAUCACACUUUCGAAGACAUUACAAGAUCCAAAUUGGAGAGAAACCUUACAAAUGUAGUGAAUAUGAAAAAUCCUUCUCCCAGAAAGAUAAUAUUAGAAUACACCAGAGAUUUGAUACAGGAGAGAAACCUUACAAAUAUAGUGAAAGUGAGAAAUCCUUUGCUACAAAAGACCAUCUUGAAUUACUUCAGAGAACCCACACAGGAGAGAAACCUUACAAAUGUAGUAAAUGUGACAAAUGCUUUACCACAAAAGGCUAUCUUAGAACUCAUCAGAGAAACACAGAAGAGGAUCCUUACAAAUGUUGUGAAUAUGACAAAUCCUUUACAUGUGGCUCCUCUCUUAGAAUACAUCAGAGAGUCUACAGAGGAAAGACAUACAAAUGUAGUGAAUGUGACAAAUCCUUCACCACAGAAGGCCAUCUUAGAACUCGUCAGAUGAUCUACACAGGAGAGAAUCUUUACAAAUGUAGUGAAUGUGAUAAAUCGGUUGACAGAGAAGGCAAUCUUAGAACUCAUCAGAGACUUCAUACAGGAGAGAAAUGUUACAAAUGUGGUGAAUGUGACAAAUCCUUUUUGAGUGGCUCUGGUCUUAGAAAACAUCUCAAAACUCAUACAGGUGAGAUGCCUUACAAAUGUGAAUGUGACAAAUCCUUUACCCAGAAAGGCAGUCUUAAAAUGUUUCAGAGAAUUCAUACAGGAGAAAAAACUUACAAAUGUAAUGAAUGCAAGAAAUCCUUUACCCAGAAGUGGUAUCGUAAAAUUCAUCAGAGAAUUCAUACAGGAGAAGCACCUUACAGAUGCAGUGAAUGUGACAAAUCCUUUAUCCAGAAAGGCAGUCUUAAAAUGCAUCAGAAAAUUCAUACAGGAGAGAAACCUUACAAAUGUAGUGAAUGUGACAAGUCCUUUACUCAGAAAGGCAGUCUUAAAAUGCAUCAGAGAAUUCAUACAGGAGAGAAACCUUACAAAUGUAGUGAAUGUGACAAGUCCUUUACUCAGAAAGGCAGUCUUAAAAUGCAUCAGAGAAUUCAUACAGGAGAGAAACCUUACAAAUGUAGUGAAUGUGACAAAUCCUUUACUCAGAAAGGCAAUCUUAAAAUACAUCAGAGAAUUCAUACAGGAGAGAAACCUUACAAAUGUAGUGAAUGUGACAAAUCCUUUACUCAGAAAGGCAAUCUUAAAAUGCAUCAGAGAAUUCAUACAGGAGAGAAACCUUACAAAUGUAGUGAAUGUGACAAAUCCUUUACCCAAAAAGACAGUCUUAAAAUGCAUCAGAGAAUUCAUACAGGAGAGCAAGCUCACAAAUGCAGUGAAUGUGACAAAUCCUUUACCCAGAAAGGCAGUCUUAAAAUACGUCAGAGAAUUCAUACAGGAGAGAAACCUUACAAAUGUAGUGAAUGUGACAAAUCCUUUACCCAGAAAGUCAGUCUUAAAAUGCAUCAGAGAAUUCAUACAGGAGAGAAACCUUACAAAUGUAGUGAAUGUGACAAAUCCUUUACCCAAAAAGGCAGUCUUAAAAUGCAUCAGAGAAUUCAUACAGGAGAGCAAGCUCACAAAUGCAGUGAAUGUGACAAAUCCUUUACCCAGAGGCAGUCUUAAAAUGCAUCAGAGAAUUCAUACAGGAGAGAAACCUUACAAAUGUAG